GCCCACACUGUUUUCAGAGCACCACCUGGACAACCAGCAGUUCAGCGACCAUAACCUGCUGUAAGCUACAUCGCCACGCCGCACUGGGACGGGGCCAGAGCAUACUACAGCAUCGGACAUCGCCUUCGCUAAUUUAAACACCUCUACAAAGUUACUGUUUGUAACCUCAGACUGACGAAGGCAUAUAUCUUUAGCUCCUGCAUGGAUAACUAUCUCUGAGAACCUGUGCUUGCCUAGGACCCUAAGAUUAUCUGCUAUGUCUGGCACCCUGGCUCCCGGUAUACACCUGACUAAAGCUGCUGGUGCCCCAAAGGCUGAGCUAAUUUCACGUGCUGUAUGAUAGAGUCCCCUAUAACCAGAGCUCUUUCAGGUUUCUCAGUGGGUGCAUCACUAAGGAGAGCAAACCUGUUCGACAUGUGAUGCGGAGAGGAGUGGUGCUCCCGUGGGCGAGCCUCAGUGGUAGCUUUGGCUCUACGCUUAUGCCACCGAGCCGUCACCCAUUCACCCCGCUGUAAGGGCUCUAAUGCUGGAGUUGGGGGAUUACUAACUCCACCUAGGGCAUCCAGAUUUUCCCCUGCAGAAACUACACUGUUCUCAUUCUCACUAGCCUUCUCUAAAGCCUGGAUACGUGCUUCUAAAACUUCAAUCUUCUCCGUCAGAGAGCUAACUAAUCUGCACUUAUCACAAAUAAAGCUAUCACUAGCGACGGAGGAAGAAUGACUAAACAUCCUGCACUCAGCACACUGAACAGGCUGAAGGUGUGCCAUGAUGAAAAGAUUCAUGUACCUUAAUUGAAGAUCUGUUGAUAUUAAAGCAGAUCCGAUAUGGAUGGCCUCCGCUUGUGGUCUUUACGCAGGAGGAGAGAAAAGAAAGCUUCCAGUCUUGGCGUUCUUCCGAAAAAAAGAAAAAAAACUGGAAAAAGGAAAGUGAAAGUGAAAAGUACAAAAAGGAAAGUGAAAGUACAAUAAGAAAUGAAGAGGAUACUGGAAAAUUAUUUGUAGAAAAAAUAAAAAAGAUUAGUGAUUAAUGCCAACACUCGCGGAAAAAAGACUCAUCGCAAACAACUCGGAAACCAGAAAGUGCGUAGUACAGAAUGCGCAUGCGCCAACUCAACCCACCAUUUAUACUCCCUUCACUUUCACUCUGUAUUUUUGAGUGACCUAUGAUUUAAAAUGUCUCUACGUGACAGAUCUAAGCCUGUUCUGUUGAUUUUCUCACCUUUCCAGAUGUGUGUGAUGGUGGUGCAGCUCGUUCACUGCCCCACUGAGCUCCACAGAGUUAUUACUGCACCUAGUGGACAAAAUGGGAACUGCAACAAACAAACCAAAUAAACACUGGGGCAGGAAUCACGCUGCCCCGUGCCCUGGGUAAGAACAGUGGACAGGACCGGGUGAUGACUGGGUUGCCAUGUUGGGCUAGUUUAAAAUAAUCCACAUCUGCCAAGAUCUUGUUUUAUAUCAAAUAAUCAAAAUUAAAUCAAACAUGUCUCAAUGUGACUCCUGUUUUCCCAGUGCUGAUGUUUUCAGGUUAGAUUCAGGUCUUUUGUUUGAAUUCUGAUAUGCAGUUUGGCCGGAAAUUUUGCUGAAACGUGGAAACCCUGGUUAAUGAAUGCAGCACUUCAGGAAACAGACCUGCUGUACAGAAAACAGUUAAAUAAAUUUUACAUGUAAAACGUUCCAGAGCAAGCUGUUGGACUGCACACUGGAUGACUGCAUGCUGCCGAUUCUCUGCCGAGAUUCUCUAAAAAUUCAUUAGAUUUCAUCCAGUUGAGUUAGAAUGAGGUAAAGUGUGAUCACGUCUCCACUUCACUGUGUUUGAGGUUUUGUCAUCAUUAACGUCAUCCUGCAACAUCGGCUUGUCCUGAAGCAGAGUCGUCAGGUUAUUUAACAUUUAACAUCCCAACUACAUCUGAAAAUCCACACAAAAUCUCUGAAACGAUCCUGAAAAUGUGGUCAUUUAAAAGAGACGCAUCUUUCUGCUCUUUUUUCAGCCUUUACACAAGAAACAAAGGAAAAAGCGCAAAGAAUUCUAAAGCUGAUCUCAGUUUGGUGAUUUCUUUGCUCUGAUACACCUGAGUCCAGGGACGUAAUCAGACUGCACUGGAUAUUUAUUCCCACUGAACUAGAAUCAGUGACCUUUUCUGUAUAAUUUUUGUAACUGGACCGUUUACAGGCCUGGAUUUUAAGACCGUAACUAACUCCGAACUCCAGACGGUGUUUCCAAAGCAGUGCAUUUUUCAUUGUUUACUAUCCAAAUCACUGUAAUCAGUGCCCUCCAUCACGACAUGCAGGCUGUAUUAGGGGUUAUUAUUGCUAACUACAUGGUGAAGACGUGUUGUUUUGCUUUCCUCUGUCCAAAAUCUGCCUAAGAGUCAUGAGUUCCAGCCCAGGAGGCUCAGGGUUCAGCUCAGCCUGGUGGUUUUCCUGUUUAAAGACUCACCAGAUAAUUAGAACGUCCGGACUGAAACUGAUGACAUCAAAUGUGGACUGGAGCUGACUGAGUGGACCAGCUGACCUGUCCUGACGUAAAUAACGCUCCAAUAACGCAGACAGAUGGACAGGCUCAAACGAGAACCUCCCGCUGUAGAUCUGCUGCUCUGGACUUACUUGAAGUAAUUUGGCCUCGCUCAUGGCUGGCACACGUUCGGAGGCACUUGCGAGUCAGACCUGGAGGCUUCGACUUUCCAAAGAUCUUUAAGCUUCCUGGACAUCUUUGUGGACUGAAGUUUGAGAGCAUCAGAGAUGAUCAUCAGAUCGGAUCUGUUAUGGUGCUGGACUGACUGAACUGUUUUAAUCCUCGUGUAGCUCCCCCCCAAUCCCCCUCCCCAUGUCAGACCUUCUCUAAAUUAUGGAAAUUUUGUGGAAGACGCUGACUUGGAUAUUGAGCCUGCUUUUGGCUGCUGCUGAUCCUCAGAGCCUUUCUUACAGUUCUCAAGAGGAGUUUCUGUCCCACCUGGAGGACUACCAGCUCACGGUGCCUGUUCGGCUGAACAAUAAGGGCGAGUUUAUGAGUUACACUGUGAAGCAGCACCGGCCCGGACGCAGGAGACGGGCACUGGAUCAAACCGGGUUGGACGCUGCAGAGACCAGACUCUUUUAUCGCCUGUCAGCUUACGGCAAGCACUUUCACCUGAACCUGAUGCUCAACCCCAACCUGGUGUCCAAACAUUUCACUGUAGAGUACUGGGGCAGGGACGGGCAGGAGUGGCGCCACGCCAUGGUGGACGACUGCCAUUACGUUGGAUACCUACUGGAUCAAUACGACACAACAGGAGUGGCACUGAGUAACUGCAACGGUCUGCACGGAGUCAUCACCACAGAAGAAGAGCAGUAUUUAAUCGAGCCCCUAAAGGUUGCAUCCUCCAGAAACUCCAGUGAGUUCCGGCUCCCCGGCGAAGGCCAGCCGCACGUUAUUUAUAAAAAAUCCUCCAUCUCUUUGCGGCAGGAGCACAGCGAGGAGCACAGCGAGGAGCUCAGCUGCGGUGUUUCAGACCUCACGAUAAAGCAGACACCAUGUUGGAAGAGCAGCCACGGCCCUGUGGCUCCACCCCCCUCGCAGAAUAACCACACCUCUGGCAGUCGUGAUCGUCACCGGCGCUCCGUGAGCUCCGAGCGCUUUGUCGAGACCCUGGUGGUGGCCGAUAAGAUGAUGGUAGGCUACCACGGCCGCAAGGACAUCGAGCACUACAUCCUGUCUGUCAUGAACAUUGUUGCCAAACUUUACCAUGAUGCCAGUCUCGGAAACGUUGUGAACAUUAUCGUGACCAGGCUGAUCGUUCUGACGGAGGACCAGCCGAAUCUGGAGAUUAACCACCACGCUGAUAAAUCUCUGGACAGUUUCUGUAAGUGGCAGAAAUCGCUCUUGUCUCAUCAGGGGGACGGAAACAGCAUCCCGGAGAACGGCAUUGCUCACCACGACAACGCGGUUCUCAUCACCAGAUACGACAUCUGCACCUACAAGAACAAGCCUUGCGGUACUCUCGGUUUAGCAUCAGUGGCUGGAAUGUGUGAACCAGAACGGAGCUGCAGUAUUAAUGAAGACAUCGGACUCGGCUCCGCCUUUACCAUUGCGCACGAGAUUGGACACAACUUUGGAAUGAACCAUGACGGAAUCGGGAACGCCUGCGGGACGAAGGGGCACGAGACGGCCAAGCUGAUGGCGGCACACAUCACUGCCAACACCAACCCCUUCUCCUGGUCCACCUGCAGCAAGGACUACAUCACCAGCUUCCUGGACUCAGGUCGGGGAACAUGUCUAGACAAUGAGCCUCUGAAGCGGGACUUCCUGUACCCCACCGUGGCCCCGGGGCAGGUGUAUGAUGCCGAUGAACAGUGUCGCUUUCAGUACGGCGCCUCCUCCAGACAGUGCAAAUAUGGGGAAGUGUGUAGAGAGCUGUGGUGCCUCAGCAAAAGUAACCGCUGUGUCACUAACAGUAUUCCAGCUGCAGAAGGAACGCUGUGCCAAACCGGCAGCAUCGAGAAAGGGUGGUGUUACCAGGGCGAGUGUGUGGCGUUCGGGACGUGGCCUCACAGCGUGGAUGGAGGCUGGGGGCCGUGGACGCAGUGGGGGGAGUGCAGCCGGACGUGCGGGGGCGGAGUUUCCUCGUCCAUGCGUCACUGUGACAGUCCAGCGCCGUCCGGAGGCGGGAAGUACUGUCUUGGGGAGAGGAAGCGCUACAGGUCGUGCAACACUGACCCAUGUCCAGCAGGGUCGCAAGACUUUCGCGAGAAGCAGUGUGCGGACUUCGACAGCAUGCCAUUCCGUGGGAAAUAUUACAGCUGGAAGCCUUACACAGGAGGUGGGGUGAAGCCCUGUGCACUCAACUGCCUGGCCGAGGGCUAUAACUUCUACACGGAACGUUCUCCUGCAGUCAUCGACGGGACGCGCUGCCAAGCUGAUUCUCUGGACAUCUGCAUCAACGGAGAGUGUAAGCAUGUGGGCUGCGACAACAUCCUGGGCUCGGAUGCCAGAGAGGACAUAUGCCGUGUGUGUGGAGGAGACGGCAGCACAUGUGAGACCAUUAAAGGCCUGUUCAAUGACUCGCUACCCAGAGGAGGAUAUAUGGAAGUUGUCCAGAUUCCUAAAGGUUCCGUCCACAUUGAGAUCCGGGAGGUGGCCAUGUCGAAGAACUACAUCGCUUUAAAAUCUGAAGGAAAUGAUUAUUAUAUCAACGGCGCAUGGACCAUCGACUGGCCUCGCAAAUUCGACAUCGCAGGAACAGCAUUCCAUUACAAGAGACCGACGGAUGAAGUGGAGUCUCUGGAGGCUCUCGGGCCCACCACGGAGAACCUGGUCAUCAUGGUUCUACUGCAGGAACAGAACCCUGGCAUCAGGUACCAGUUUAACGUUCCCAUCCAGCGCACGGGCAGCGGGGACAACGAUGUGGGCUUCACCUGGCAGCACCUGCCCUGGUCCGAGUGCUCAGCCACCUGCACAGGAGGCUCACAGAGACAGGAGGUGGUCUGUAAACGGCUGGAUGACAACUCUGUGGUCCAGAACAGCUACUGCGACCCUGAUGGAAAACCACCAGAGAACCAGAGACCCUGCAACACGGAACCGUGUCCACCUGAGUGGUUUAUCGGCGAUUGGUCUGACUGCAGUAAGUCGUGCGAUGGAGGGACGCGCACGCGUACGGUUCUCUGCAUCCGCAAAAUCGGCCCUGCAGACGAGGAGAACCUGGAGGACGUUCACUGCCUGACACAUCGACCAAUCGAGAGCGAGAGCUGCAACAAUCAGUCUUGUCCUCCACAGUGGGUUCCUCUGGAUUGGUCUGAGUGCACUCCAAAGUGUGGCCAUGGCUUUAAACACCGCAUCGUGUUGUGUAAGAGCAGUGAUUUGACUAAAACGUUCCCACCAGCGCUGUGCUCAGAGCUCAUCAAACCCCCGGUGCGGAUGCGCUGCAGUCUGGGCCGCUGUCCUCCUCCACGCUGGAUCCCCGGGGAGUGGGGACAGUGUUCAGCACAGUGUGGGCUAGGACAGCAGAUGCGGACGGUGCAGUGCUUGUCCUACGCCGGACAGCCAUCUAACGAUUGUCCCGAGACUCUGCGUCCCAGCAUGAUCCAGCCGUGUGAGAGUAAAUGUGAUGCCAUACCCAUCUCCAAUGGUGACGAGUGCAAAGACGUAAACAAGGUGGCGUACUGCCCGCUGGUGCUGAAGUUCAAAUUCUGCAGCCGUGCCUACUUCAGACAGAUGUGCUGCAAAACCUGCCAAGGACACUGAUGAUCCCACAGAGAGAGAGAGAGACAGACAACGUGGGCUGGAGGACAGAGCUGCUUCAUUUCUCUCUCUCUCUCUUCUCUCUCUCACACACACACACACACACACACACACGCUUUUUCAGCCCUGUGGAACCCAUACCACUGAUCAGCAGCAUGCUGACACAUUUUAUUUUUAUUUUCACUUCUGUGAAGUGGGAACUUAAUAAUAUGGUCAUUAUUGUUAUUUUAUUAUAAUAAUAAUUAUUAUUGUUGUUAUUAUUGUUAUUGAUGUUGGUCUGUCUGUCUGUCUGUAAUCCAAAGUGCUGGACACAUCAUAUGCAGAAGCGGCACCGCUAAAGAGGUUUAUUAUAACUGUGUAAUAUCCAAAAGUGUUUCACAUCAUCUCUCUCUCUCUCUCUCUCUCUCUCUCUCUCUCUCACUUUCUUUCUCUAUGUCUCUCCCGUCUCUCUCUCUCUUUUUUCUCUCACCCCAUCUCUCUCACACACUUUCUCUCUCCCCGUCUCUCUCUCUCUCUCUCUCUCACUUUUCUCUCUCACCCCAUCUCUCUCUCUCUCUCUCUCUCUCUCUCACUUUCUCUCUCUCCCCGUCUCUCUCUCUCUCUCUCACUUUUCUCUCUCACCCCAUCUCUCUCUCUCUCUCUCUCUCCCCGUCUCUCUCUCACCCGAUCUCUCUCUCUCUCUCUCUCUCUCUCUGCAGUGAAUUCUCCUAAUAUAAUCCCAUUUCCAAACAUUUUUGAGACUGUGAACUGACAGAAGUGGACAAAAUAAAGAAACAACUAAAAUAUAUGAACUUACUGCUGGGAUAAAGUGCGACUGAUGAUCAGUGGGCGUGUCCUCCAUACUAUAUAUGAAAAAGGUACACCUUUCAAAAAUUUUCAGUAUAAAUCUAUGAUUGCUCAAAGAGGUUUUCUGAAAUGUCCCAUCCAGUUAGCAUACGUUAGCCAUCCAGCUAGCGUUAGCAGUGUAGAUUAUGGGAAACUUUAAUUAAUUAGAAAUUCUCUCAGCUGGAUUUUAAUAAAAGCUGUGCAGUGAAAGAAAAGGGAUGAUUAUUUCUCGGUCCUGGUACCUGGUGUGAUGUGUUUCUGGAGGGAAACUUCUGCUUCAGUAAACAGCUAACCGUAUCCUGCUAGCCGCUAGCAUGUUGUGUGUGAAUGACGCUAGUUUGUUAGCUACUUAAGAAGAACAUGGUCACGAUUCAGCUAGUUUGUGCUAGCAUGUUAGCGAGCUCCUGCUCAGAAUGUGAAUGUACGCACAAAUUGCUGUUGUCCUGAAACUGUAAUAAUAAACGCCCUCCAUGUUGAAGUCCAGAAACGCACGAACCCAGCAUGGCUCUCGUUUUGAGGUUAGCAGGGUUAAACGUCAUCUCGAGUUGUGAGCAGAAGUGAAUCCCUUUAGUGUGUCCCUUUUCGUUUUAUUUCAUCCCACUGAUCAGAGCGUUUCCACGGAACAGGAGAUUUUAAACUCCUCCUGAUAAAGUGUCAAACACAGCCAUCUAUCAGACUCACCUCGCCAUUUUUUACACCACCUUCAUGACUUCGUUCUGUUCACAUGGCGUUUCUGUUAUUUUGUCCACAUCCUGUAGCUCAGCUCAACAUCCACCAUCACUCUGCAGACAGACGUUAGAGAUGAUUAACUCCACACGGCCCCCAUAUAACACUUUAUAAACUUCCCGUAAUCGCACUCAGUGGCAUUUUUAAUUGUUGGAUUUCUGUAAAACCUGCGGCUGGAGUAAAAGGUGCUCAGUACGCUGCAGAUGCAGCACCGGUGCUGUUUGGUGCUUGAGUGUUAGGAUUCCAGAUGUUCCAGCCGUGGGGCCACCUGUUUUACUAAAGUCAAGUCACAUGACCAUGGGCCAAAGAAUUCCACCAUUGUGUUUGUGACACUGGAACACAGUCUGAAAAUCCCAUUAGAGGGUAAAGGAGGAUGGAACAGCACCAAACCUCCGUCAAGGAAACACAGACGUUCUGCUUGUUUUUGUUUUUUAAGAAAAGAAUCUUCAAAUCCGUGAUAUUUUUGUACUGUUUAAAAUGCCUGGGGUCUGAAAGACAUUGUGUGCUAUAAUGAAAGGAUAUGAAUUCAUUUACAGCAGGAAAAAAAAUCCAGACACAGUCACACGCCCACUUCCUCGCCGGCGGAGAGGCUCGAGGAUCGUGACCGUGUGCAGCUGAUCUGCUGCUGCGUGUCUCCGUCACCAACCGACUGGAGAUAAAAAUAAAUGGUCAAGAUGUUUAGGGAGGACACGCCAGAGCUCUGACAUCCGCUACCUCCUCCAGACACGUGCUCUCCCUCGUUCCCCGUUGGAAACACACUUCACAGAACCCUCCGUGCUCAGUGGUGCUUCCCCCCAUUUUAUUCCCUCCUUCUUUUCACCUUCUCAAGAUGAUCCUUUCAGUCCACUGGUGCUAACAAGAGCUUCACGUCUCAACAACCUUUAAAGGAGGACAAUCUUGGGCUUGUUUGUUGUUUUACCUCACACUGUACUGAUUAUUGAGUUGGUAAGGCAGGUUCCAGAGUUGUGUAAACCCCAACGCAAUCCUCCAUGCUCUCAGUGCAAACAGAACAUCAAACGUGCAUCUGAUCAAUCACCAGAAACUCAUCCAAGAUUCCAAGAAGCAAAGGUCGAGGAGUAAAAGGACCACGGCCCAUCCAACAAACUGUGCUAACUUUUUGCUGCUGCUACUCUGUUGUAGCCACCAAUACAACAUCAGAACAGUUGUGUUUUUGUGUUAUAAAAUGUUUAAACUGGGACUUUUAUUCGAGUGAACGUUGAACAGCCAGACACCAAAAAUCCUGAGGCUUGAAGUAAAAGAUUACUUUGAACGAUUCCCAAAAACAGAGGACAGACAUGGACCUGGUACUCACUCCUCAUCGCUGUGAACUCGUGUCUCUGAAUGUCACAUCACUUAUCCUGUACCUAUAGAAGUGAGCAUUUUUAUUGUUUUGUUUUUCCAUUUGCGAUAAAUUGCUUGUAUUUUAUAUUCAGUGUUAAAUGUUGGUACACUGUUUCUAAGUUUACGAUUGUAAAUUAUAUGCUAAUUUAUUUCCAUGUGUCACUUGUCAUACAUGUUUCACGGCAUGCAAACUGAAAACCAAAAAAAUAUACGAUGCAGUGAAAUGAUUCCCGUCACCACCGUCACCGUGUUUCAGUCUGUGGGGAAGAGCUCAAGUUUCCCACAGCACCAUCGCGAAGUGUGUGUUUAAAUGCUUUAGUGGCCUGAAGAAUGUGUGAAUGUUUGUAUGCAUGUUCUGGUGAAGUGUUGUGUUUUGUCAAAGAGGGAGUCCUCUAAAAGAAAAAAAUAUCAGUUUACAGAUGAUAAGCAAAAGAAAUUGAUCAAUCAAUCAAUCAAUAAUCCCACAGUACCUGUAACAGUCUGAAGCUUUGGCUUGUACACUAUUAUUGGUGAAGCGUACAGUAUGUAAUGAAUCCCGAAUAAAGAGAAUGUUAAAGGGUU
Molecule: messenger RNA, 9669 nt
Organism: Neoarius graeffei (lesser salmon catfish)
Lineage: Eukaryota; Metazoa; Chordata; Actinopteri; Siluriformes; Ariidae
Gene: adamts6
Product: ADAM metallopeptidase with thrombospondin type 1 motif, 6
Exons: 25
Coding region: 2848-6219 (1123 amino acids)
Biological process (GO): extracellular matrix organization; proteolysis
Cellular component (GO): extracellular matrix
Molecular function (GO): metalloendopeptidase activity
Source: RefSeq, a predicted model, not a curated record